Messenger RNA from Acanthochromis polyacanthus (spiny chromis), 717 nucleotides. RefSeq names its product apolipoprotein A-II (gene apoa2). Lineage: Eukaryota; Metazoa; Chordata; Actinopteri; Pomacentridae. The record is from RefSeq and is a predicted model, not a curated record.
GAUGCCAUUAUUUUCAUGAAACAUCCAGACAUGAAUGCAAAAAUUGUCAUUGCACUGAUCCUGGCUCUGCAGGUCUCCACAAGCCUGUGUGAAGUCCCAACACCAUCAGACGAGCUUGUUCAGAAAUAUGACCAAGCGAAAGCUAGAUUCAUACAGAGAUUGGUGAAUGCCUACAAAAGGCAAGGAGCCAUUGAGGCACAAGUGGGCGCUGAUGCUGCAGUUGCCGAGGAAAAGGUGGAAGAGCUGAAAAAGACCAAAGAGUUUGAAGCUGUCCAAAAAGUUCUUCAAAACAUCGGCACCGAGGUGGAGCCAUACUUGAACUCGGCCCGUUCAGCAGCGCUGGGUGGAUAUGAAAAACAUGUGCGACCACAAGUUGGCUCAUACCUGAGCGACGCCCUCGACGUCAUCAGUAAAUUCUUGGAUGGAGUCAUGCCUGCCCAGUAGAGCAAAUGCUGUCAGAAACCUGUAAUUGAUUCUAGCUCAUAGAAACGACACCCGUUUAGGCCUAGGAGUGCAAUGCACAAUGCAAAUAUAAAUUAUUUGCUUAUUCUUAAAUCCACAUCCUUGUCAAGUCAUGCAGGGUGAAAAGCAUGGCAAAGAUGUCAACAACACCCGGGCAAAUUGUGCAUGUACAGUAUUUUGUGUUUGAUCACUAACCAAAGUCUGCCUGUAAUGUGUGUAUGUUUCAGUGUCCUCAAUAAAAUGAACUGAAAACUA